Messenger RNA from Synchiropus splendidus (mandarinfish), 6410 nucleotides. Its product is annotated as insulin-like growth factor 1 receptor. The record is from RefSeq and is a predicted model, not a curated record. Gene Ontology annotation, molecular function: ATP binding; insulin receptor activity; phosphatidylinositol 3-kinase binding. The transcript is spliced from 20 exons. The coding region runs from base 1189 to 5265 and encodes 1358 amino acids. Gene Ontology annotation, biological process: positive regulation of phosphatidylinositol 3-kinase/protein kinase B signal transduction; positive regulation of MAPK cascade; insulin-like growth factor receptor signaling pathway. NCBI's taxonomy places the organism in Eukaryota, Metazoa, Chordata, Actinopteri, Syngnathiformes, Callionymidae. Gene Ontology annotation, cellular component: membrane; insulin receptor complex; axon.
CCUCUGACUGGAUGCGACCCUCCCUCUGCUGUGGUAGACAUGCUUGACUCUCGUCACUUUCUAGUCUCUACUGACGACCUCAGCAGCUCCUCUUCCAUCUCCAAAUGCAAGUUUAGUGCUUCAACGCAGCAAUGCUUCGGUGCGAGCCGGCCAAACCCCUGGUGACCUGGACUGACCGUGAGGUUGUGAGAGGGGAGACCGAGAGGCAGGGCGCACUCUGGCUCGCCUGUCACCUGCAGUGGCCCUGACACCGAGGGAGACUUGGCUUCAGUCAGACGACGAUGAAGACACUCAGGAGCAGCAAAACAAUCCGGAUCCGGGAUCCGUUUUCCUCGUUUUCUUCUGGCCGUGUCUCGAGGAGCCGGAGGAGAGACGAAGACAGAGGUCUCACUCUGUGGCGGCGUGACACGACAGAAAGGACGGAGGUGACGGGAGGUCAACGUGACGAAGCGCAGCCGGUCAGAGCUGCUCAUUCAAAGCUAGAAGCUAUAGCGGAGAAACCAGGCCACAGAUGAGCGCUGGGGCGGAGGAGGAGGAGGAGGAUGGCUUUGCCUGCUUCCGCUGCUGCCGGUCCGCGUGGCUGCUCGCGGUGACUUGUGCCAAUAUGGAGCUCAUAUCAAAGACCAAGCGAUCGGUCGUCAUGGCAACCGUUUUCCUCGCUUGGCCUUGAUGGAGAUGCGGCGCGAGUGAGCGCUCCUCCCACUCGGAGACGAUCUGUGCGCGCGGCGCUGUGUUUACCGGGAUCACAAGUGACGCGACGCCCGCGAGCAUCCACCGAGCCUCCAGACUUCAGCCACGGACGCGGCGGCCCACAAGCGGCGGCGGCAGCAGCGCCCGACAGAAGCGGCGUCUGCCAGCGGAACCGAGCGGGAGCCACGUGCGCGCUGCGAGGCUGCUCCCCACACACCUGACGCCGCUUCGGCCUCGGCGACACCUGCACUCCGGCUGCGGCCGCGGACAUGGAGCCGCUCGGCGCCUCCGUCGGGACCGAAGACGCCAGGAGUGGACUCCUCUCGGCGAGGGAGGCGGAGCGGUGAAGCCCUCGGAACGGACUCUCUUCCAGCUCCGUCUGGUGCCGUUAGCCGGCCUGCGGCUAAAGCUGCUGCUGCCCUGAACGCGUCUCCACAGGCGAGGAGCGCGAGCUCAGCGGUGGUCUUCCCGGAGGUUCGGGGUCCUGCUGCUCCCGCGAUGAGGACGGCACGGAGGAGGAGCAGCUUGACCUUGUCCUGGGUUCUGGUGCUGGCGGUGUCGUCCUGUCUGCCCGGCGCCGCAGAGAUCUGCGGCCCGAGCAUCGACAUCGGCAAUGACAUCAGUGAAUUCCGGCGUCUGGAGAACUGCACAGUGGUGGAGGGCUACCUGCAGAUCCUCCUCAUCGGAGACAAGAACAGCAACGCCAUCAACCAGGAGAUCUUCCGCACCCUCAGCUUUCCCAAGCUCACCAUGGUCACCGACUACGUGCUGCUGUUCCGAGUGUCUGGCUUGGACAGCCUCAGCACGCUCUUUCCAAACCUGGCCGUCAUCCGGGGGCGAAACCUCUUCUACAACUACGCCCUGGUCAUCUUCGAGAUGACCAGCCUGAAGGACGUCGGCCUGCACAGCCUGAGGAACAUCACCCGAGGAGCCAUCCGGAUCGAGAAGAACCCCGAGCUCUGCUAUCUGGACUCAAUCGACUGGUCGCUCAUCAUGGACGCAGAGUUCAACAACUUCAUCGCCGGGAACAAGCAGUCGGAGGAGUGCAGCGACGUCUGCCCAGGAAUCAUGGAGAACCGCCCCCAGUGCCGGAAGACCAUGUUCAACAACAACUACGGCUAUCGCUGCUGGAACUCCAACCACUGCCAGAAAGAGUGUCCAGAGAGGUGUAAGAAGCGCGCCUGCACGGCGGCGGGCGAGUGCUGCCACCCUCAGUGUCUGGGCAGCUGCACGGCGCCGGCCAACGACAGCGCCUGCUCCGCCUGCGUGCAUUACAACCACCAGGGGCGCUGUGUGAAGAACUGCCCGCGCGGCACCUACCGCUUCGAGGGCUGGCGCUGCGUCAGUGCCGAGGUCUGCUCCAAGGUCCACCUGCCCGGCAGCUUCAUCAUCCACGGCGGCGAGUGCAUGUCCGAGUGCCCGCCGGGCUACACGCGCGUCUCUCCGGACAGCCUGUUCUGCAAAGCCUGCGACGGCCUGUGUGACAAGGUGUGCGAGGAGAAGGUGGUGGACUCCAUGGACGCCGCGCAGUCGCUGAAGGGCUGCACCGUCAUCAAGGGCAACCUGCACAUCAACAUCCGCAGAGGCCACAACAUGGUGGCCGAGCUGGAGAGCUUCACCGGUCUGAUCCAGAGAGUGACCGGCUACGUCCGGAUCCGCCGCUCUCACACGCUGAGCUCGCUGGCCUUCCUGCGCAGCCUCCGCACCAUCGAUGGAGAGCAGCUUCUGGACGACACCUACGCCUUCUCAGCCUUUGACAACCAGCAGCUGCAGUACCUAUGGGACUGGAGGCACCACAACCUCACCAUCAACAAGGGCAAGCUGUUCUUCCGGGCCAACCCCAAACUCUGCAUGUCGGAGAUCCACAAGAUGUGGCAGAAGACGGGGAUCGGGGGCCAGUUUGAGGAGAGCGACUUCAGGAACAAUGGCGACCGAGCCAGCUGUGAAAGCACCAUUCUCCAGUUCAAGUCCAACAGCACCAGCAGCAGCCGGAUCAAGCUGACGUGGGAGCGCUACCGACCCCACGACUUCAGAGACCUCAUCAGCUUCAUCGUCUACUACAAGGAGGCUCCUCACCAGAACAUCACUGAGUUCGAGGGUCAGGACGGCUGCGGCUCCAACAGCUGGAACAUGGUGGACGUGGAGCUGCGGCAGGACAAGGACCUGGACCCCGGAGUCCUGCUGUCGAACCUGAAGCCCUGGACCCAGUACGCCGUCUUCGUCAAGGCCAUCACUCUGGCGGUGGAUGACAAGCACACGCCCAGCGCCAAGAGCAAGGUGGUCUACAUCCGGACCAGUCCGGCAGCGCCCUCUAUGCCUCUGGAUGUGCGAGCGUACUCCAACUCCACCACGCAGCUGGUGGUGCGCUGGUCGGCGCCCACGUCGCCCAACGGGAACCAGACCUACUACCUGGUCCGCUGGCAGCAGCAGGCUGAGGACCGCGAGCUGUACCAGCACAACUACUGCUCCAAAGACCUGAAGAUCCCGAUCCGAGUGGCUGCCGUCGGAGUGGGAGACCCGGAGGAAGACACCAGCCCGACCAAACCGGACCCAGACGAGGCCGACAAGGGUCCCUGCUGCCCGUGUCCCAAGUCUGUGGAGGACCUGGAGGCCGAGGCCGCCGACGCCUCCUACAGGAAAGUCUUUGAGAACUUCCUGCACAACUCCAUCUUCACGCCGCGGCCACCGGACCGUCGGCGCCGCGACGUCUUUGGCGUGGCCAACUCCACUCGUGGUGAACGGGACCGUUUCCACGGCAACAGCAGCGCCGCCCCUCCGCUGGUGCCGACCAACAGCAGCUCCGUGCCCCCGCCGCGAGCGGACCGCGAGUACGAGUUCGUGGAGCAGGCGGUGACGGAGAGAGAGCUGCAGAUCUCCGGCCUGCAGCCCUUCACCGUCUACCGCAUCGACGUCCACGCCUGCAACAGCCAGGUCCAGCGCUGCAGCGCCGCCGAGUUCGUCUUCUCCAGAACCAAGCCUGCAGAAAAGGCCGACAACAUUCCGGGGCCGGUGACCUGGGAGGGUCACGAGGACUGGGUCUUUCUGCGCUGGCCGGCUCCGGCGCGACCGAACGGUCUCAUCCUCAUGUACGAGAUCAAGUUUCAACUGGCCGCUGAGACGGAGAAGCACGAGUGCGUCUCCAGUCAGACCUACCAGAGCCUUCGGGGCGUCCGCCUGUCCAACCUGAGCCCGGGGAACUACUCGGUCCGGAUCAGAGCCACCUCGCUGGCCGGGAACGGCUCCUGGACUCGCAGCAUGGAGCUCUACGUGGCUGAACGUGAGGACUGGCUCCGGCUGGAGGGGAGGAGUGAAGCUGACGCAGUGACCAGUCUCGGUCUCUCUGCAGGUUAUGAAAACCUGGUCUACGCCCUGGUCCUGGUGCCGCUCAUGCUCAUCCUGAUCGCCAGCGUCCUGCUGUCUCUGCUCUUCAUGUUCAACAGGAAGAGGAACAGCGACCGUCUUGGAAACGGCGUCUUGUACGCGUCGGUCAACCCCGAGUACUUCAGCGCGGCAGAGAUGUACGUGCCGGACGAGUGGGAGGUGCCUCGGGACAGGAUCUCUCUGCUGCGGGAGCUGGGCCAGGGCUCCUUCGGGAUGGUGUACGAGGGCGUGGCCAAGGGCGUGGUCAAGGACGAGGCCGAGACCCGGGUGGCGGUGAAGACGGUCAACGAGUCGGCCAGCAUGAGGGAGCGGAUCGAGUUCCUCAACGAGGCCUCGGUCAUGAAGGAGUUCAACUGUCACCACGUGGUGCGACUCCUGGGCGUGGUGUCUCAAGGUCAGCCCACGCUGGUCAUCAUGGAGCUGAUGACUCGAGGGGACCUGAAGAGUUACCUGCGCUCCCUCAGACCUAAAGAGCUGCAGGACCCGUCUCUCGCGCUGCCUCCGCUGAAGACCAUGCUCCACAUGACGGGUCAGAUCGCCGACGGCAUGUCCUACCUCCACGCCAACAAGUUCGUCCACCGAGACCUGGCGGCCCGGAACUGCAUGGUGGCUGAGGACUUCACCGUCAAGAUCGGAGACUUCGGCAUGACCCGAGACAUCUACGAGACCGACUACUACCGCAAGGGCGGGAAGGGCCUCCUGCCCGUGCGCUGGAUGUCGCCCGAGUCUCUGAAGGACGGCGUCUUCACCACCAACUCGGACGUCUGGUCCUUCGGCGUGGUCCUGUGGGAGAUCGCCACUCUGGCCGAGCAGCCGUACCAGGGCCUGUCCAACGAGCAGGUGCUGCGCUUCGUCAUGGAGGGGGGGCUCCUGGAGAAGCCCCACAGCUGCCCCGACCUGCUGUUCGAGCUGAUGAGGCUGUGCUGGCAGUACAACCCCAAGAUGCGUCCGUCCUUCGUGGACAUCAUCAGCAGCGUGAAGGAGGAGCUGGAUCCCUCCUUCUGUGAGGUCAGUUUCUUCCACAGCGCCGACAACAAGGCGGCCGACACGCCGCCGGACCAGGAUCAGACUCCGCCUUCUGCCAGCGCGGAGGCUGAGGGCGGCGCCCCGGACGAGCUGCCGCCGUACGCGCACAUGAACGGUGGUGGCAAAAAGGAGCGCGCCAUGCCCCUGCCCCGGUCCUCCGCCUGCUGACUGGACCUCCGCAGUCAGUCUCACGGGGCCAGGUGCGCCCACAUGGACGCGGGGAGCUCCACCCGCCGCGAAGACGCACUUACCGGAGCCAGUGCCGCGACGGCACCGGACUCACUUUUGUACUUUUGUAGGCUCCGACACCUCCCCCGACAUCAUCGCGCCGACACCAGCCAUCUCAGGUCAAGAUGACGCGCCGCUUCUUUCCCACGCUCACCUGUCCAGGUCGAGUCGCCGGCUACCCAAGUUAGCAACAUGCCAAUGCUAAGGAGCCAGCUGCAUCACCAGUUACUGUUGGUCCACUGAGGUGACAAGCUGUUAGCAUCCGAGUGCACUGCGGUGGGAGGACGCGGCUCCGCGCCAGUGUUGCCGGUGUGUGCUCUGGGGUUCAUCUACCUCAGUUCCACAAGUCAAGCGCCAGAGAGGAGCUGGGUUCUGCUGCAGGAGCGAGCCGUCCCUCCGUCUUCCUGUCCCGCCUGGUUGGACUUCUGUGUUGCUGGAUCCCUCGUCAUGAAGGAGGAUGAAUGUCUCUGCUUUGGGUUUUUUCUACACCGGUUCAGUUCAAUAAAACGUUUGCAGACAAUGUCACUGUCAACAGCAGCUCCGCUAGGUGUCACUCUUGCAUGGCUUGGUCGAACCGGUGUCCUCGUCACGUGAUCCUGGAGCGGGAAGGACUCUUGACCCGCCUGAGGCGGCUCCGGUCCGGAGCUCACAGGCCCGAAGAGCAGUGAGACGACAUGGACACUAAAGGGCGCCACACAGGCGCGAGGCUUUAAUGACAACAGUGACACAGCAGGGGGCAGUAGCGUUCAAGAGGAUCGCAUGACCGCGGGGGCGGAAACACUCGGUGGGUUAAGGACCAGAAGGCAGACGAUGCAGAGGUCAAAGGUCAGGUCAGACGACCGAGAAGGUGAUCCCGUGCCGGUGGAGCCGCUGGAUCAGAGUGGUCCUGGCAAAGGCGGCUCCCGGGGUGAAGACGCCGCCCCUGCAGGGACGGAGCAGCGGGUCAGGAGCUCCGCAUCAGAGGCGAGGGGUGCAGCUCACCUGGGCGGCAGGUCACGGGCCUCGUGGAGGAGGGUGAGCGCGGCCUGCACCAUGAUGAUGGGCGUGGCCACGUAGCCGCACUCUGGUGGAGACAGAGAGUCGGU